GCUGUACAUUCUCAGCACAUUCUAUAUAGCUCGGAAUUUCGCAAUGCUCCUUCAAGUUUCUCGGUUUCAACACCACCAUGGCACUCUAUGCACGCCACCCCCGAUUUACGGUCGCUCUUCUCAUAUUAAUUUUCAUUUCGUUAGUCAUGUUUGCGAGUGACUCGCCCUCUCUUAGGUCAGUGGCCUUCAGCAAAUCUAGGGACAACGCGCUUGCAGAGGCGCUCGCGUUGGAAGAGAUUUAUUAUGGAGAAAUGGUGCAGCGACGACAGCAACUCAUCAAAAAAUGGGGACCAACACCCGAUAAGGUUGACCCGUUCCCUUCGCACGGCGAGUUUUACACGCUCUGGGACUUCUUUCUGCCCUCAUUUAGAUGCCCUCAUCGCGUCGAGCGUGUCGGGAUUAUGGGUGAUGGAGGUAAAUGGGUUUGUGGAUUAGAACGUGUAGCUCCCAAACAACAAUGCAGCAUCUAUUCUUUCGGGAUUAAUGGCGAGUCGUCUUUCGAGGCGGAUCUUAUGAAGGCAGCGCCCGGUUGUCAGGUUUAUGGCUAUGAUUUCAGUGUCGCUUCUUUUGGUCCCGAAAUUGAAGAAGACAGGGAUCUCAAGUCACGCUCUCACUUUUUCUCAUACGCACUUGGCCAUGAAGACAAGCACAACGCAGCUGACCAUCCAAAAAUGUACACCCUUCGUACUCUCAUGGAAAGGAAUGGACACGAUUUCAUUGAUAUCCUCAAAGUCGAUAUCGAGGGCAACGAAUUUGAUUCGUUGUCAACUUUCAUCGACUCUUUCCAUGGUGAACCGCUCCCAUUCGGCCAACUUCAGCUUGAAGUGCACGUGUACCCAGGCAGUGUUUGGAAUGAGUUCCCGAAGUUCCUCGGGUGGUGGGAGAAGCUGGAAGCUGCUGGCCUGAGGCCAUUCUUCUCUGAGUCAAAUCUUGUCUACAUGAACCUCGUCAGAGGCGCUCGCCCAGAUCUUAUAGAGUACUCCUUCAUUAACGUUCGCGGUGAUCAUGAGCUGGUGUCCAACCGGCCUUCAUCUCCGCGAUCGGCUAAAAGUCUGCAGGGCGGAUGGACUCUUUAUUUAUCAAAAUCGGACGUGUUACAUCAUUCCUUUAUACCGUAUUGAAGAUUUAUCACUCCCGAUCAGGGACAGUAUAAAUUAUAUCGAUCUUUACUCCGUUUCUUUCUUACUACAGGCGGGUGUCUUAGCUUCAAACGGAUCCCAAGACCAUUUGUUUGUUAUGAUGUAGGUCAAAUGAAACUACCAAGCCCAAGAUUUACCUCGCAGCCCUGUUAGCGCUGAUACCUUGUUGAUAUACC
Suillus subaureus is the source of this 1315-nucleotide messenger RNA. RefSeq names its product methyltransferase domain-containing protein. The transcript is spliced from 6 exons. NCBI's taxonomy places the organism in Eukaryota, Fungi, Basidiomycota, Agaricomycetes, Boletales, Suillaceae. The record is from RefSeq and is a predicted model, not a curated record. The coding region runs from base 78 to 1121 and encodes 347 amino acids.